CAGCUAUUCCAAUCUGUAAUACACCUGCAGAUGAUUGUCACGAGCUCGCCACGUGCACAGAUACUGGUCCUGGUGAAUACAAGUGUACGUGCAACGAAGGCUAUACUGGAGAUGGAAAGUCCUGUGAGGGUAGGUGCAUCUAAUUAAUAGAUAAUCGUGAUGGGAAAGACUAAUUGCGCCAAGACAUAUCUUCGUCUUUAAUAUGUAUUCCCAGAGCUCAAAUUUAUCUAAUUUUUUUCCUCCAAAUUAUUUUCGUUGUGGGAAAAAAUAACCUUGUACUUGACAACGAGGGUUUUUAAAAUUACUUUCCUUGCGUGCUAGCGCAUGUAAACGAUUUUCCUCGUUGUCAUGUAAGAAUCUGCACACAUUUUGAUGACAAGUUAUUGAUGCAGACUAACUACAAGUCUGUUGCAGGUUCGUCAAAGGUUUGUCGUUUUUACGUGUGCAUAAGACAAAAAUUCCUCGGAUCUGGUAAAUUCAUUAGCAUCUUCAUCUUCUAGUGUUGAAGAUAUGUGGUACUCCAAAGGAUUACUGUCAUGAGUUUGCCACGUGCACAGAUACUGCUCCAGGCGAAAUUAGAUGUACUUGUAACGAUGGAUAUACGGGAGAUGGAAGGAACUGCGAUGGUUUGUAUGCGAUUAUUGCUUUUAUUAAAUUAAAUUAAAUUAAAUUCAACACAAGCCAACACAACACAACACAACGCAACACAACAUGUACCAUACCAUACCAUAUCAUAUCAUCAUAUCAUACCAUACCAUACCAUACCAUACUAUAUUAUAUAAUACCUUAUUUAAUUUUGAUCGUUUAAUUGGCUGUUUAUGGUCACGUGAAUUUCCCAAGAGUGCAAUGGAAUACGUUCCAUUGUACUCUUUGCGAGUGCAAUUCAGUGUACUAUUAACAAUUAUUGAAUGAGGUUGAACACGAUAUGAAGAAUUAUCAAGCCCGAAGUUUGCCGUUAUCAACCGAAGCCGAAGGCUGAAGUUGAUAACGGCAAACUGAGGGCCUGAUAAUUCUUCAUAUUGUGUGAAAACCGAAUUCAAUAAUUGUUUUAUUAUUUAUUUAAAAAAUUCAAAACAAACGGUCAUCCAUUUGUUCUUGAAUAACUUAGUUCUAGCACUUCACUUGAUUGAAUUAAUAUUAGGAUGUUAGGGCUUGUAAUCCAAGUGAGAAUAUAUACAUUUUAAGACCUAACCAGGAACGACUGCGAAAAAUGCAGCACAAGGUCCUGUGGUAGGAAUCGAACCUACGGCCCUGUGAUUCCGGAGCCCGCGUUAAUAAUCAGCCAAACAAGAAUUAGGAAAAGUGUUCUUACCUAUUCUAGAAGCUUUUGUUUAUUUUUUUGUAUUUAACGAAUCUUUAUCUUCCAGUAAUUUUUGAAUUUCGGCUUUGCCAAGGUUGGCGAACCUUUCAGUGGAAGAAGCCAUUUGUAUUUUACUUGUCAAUUAAGAAAAAAAACAAUUCUUUAGUCCUUCUGCAGCCGUCGUCGUCAUAUCUAUGGCGUCAGCGAGUUAAUAUGAUUCUCGUCGUCAUAGUAAUAUGGCGCAAACGCGUCCAAAUUUUUUUCAUAUUGACUCUUUGACGUCAUUUUGCUAUUAUGAAUGUGAAAAAUCCAGAUUUGGUUAGCCAUUGAGUUGAUAUGACAAUUUCACAGUUGGCUGUUAGCCAAUCAGAACCAGGAAUUUUUUAAAUAAAUAAUAAUACGUUUUAUUCCAUUGCACUCUUUGUGUUUUCGAUAAAUCGCAUCCGUCAAAAUGCUUCUCAUACGAAUCUAUUCAUUUAUUUUGGUAUUAUAUAAAACAAAUAAUGAAUGUUUAUUAAUUCGUGCAAUGGUAAGAAUAUUUUCAUUCGGUGAAAGAUGGAAUGUUCCAUUCAACUCGGCUGUCGCCUCGUUGAAUGGAACAUUCCAUCUUUCACCGAAUGAAAAUAUUCUUACCAUUGCACGAAUUAAUAAACAUUCAUUAUUUGUAUACCAUACCAUAACAUACUAUACUCUACCCUAUCACAGUAUGUAUAUCAUACCUUAUCAUACCAUAUAUACUAUACCAUGCAAAUAUGCUAACCUACCAUACGUAUAACGAAGAGGACUAUAAUUCCACUGUGGUUUAACAAAUUCUUUCUUCUUUUUCUUUUCAUAUUUUUCACGCAAAAGCGGAAAGAGUAAUUGUGAGUAUGAAAGCAACUUCAUUCCUUUUUGGGAUGGCAAAUAAUGUGUGACAUGUUUCAGACGUUUUGUAAGAUUUAUGAAAAAGAUAGCCAGUUAAAUUAGACUUCGCAAAAUCAAAUGUUAGCUAUUGUACAGUACCUUAGAAUAGCGCAAAUAUAUAGGCUGGCCUGCAUUAUGUAGUAUUUAAAACACGAGAAAGAGACUCAGUGUUUUAUCAUUUUUAAAACGCGAGGCGCAGCCGAGCGUUUUAGAUAUGAUAAAGCGCGAAUUCGAGUGUUUUGAAUAGCUUAAAAUACGACUACAAAAGAACCCUAAUUAGAAUGAACAAUUAUAUAAUCAUACUAAUUAGGAUGAACAAUUAUAUAAAGAAUACUAAUGAAGAUGAGUUUUAUCAGAUAUAAAGUCACUCCACGUGACAUAUUAUGGCUGACAUGAUUUGCCACAAGGUUUAUGAAUUUUUAAUGAGUAUAUUUUAAGCCAAUAUAAAACGCCACCACUACUGCCGGUUUCAAGCAAGGCGAUCUUCAGACCACUCUCACGCUAACAUUUUAAAUAAUUAACUUUAAAGGAACGAAAUGUAUAGUAUGGUAACGUCAUACACAUAUUUUUCAGUACAAAGGUCCUCGUGGUGACAAAGGAAAUAAAGGACCGCCAGUAAGUUUUGUUCAUAUCUUUAAUGCAUUUAGAGGGCCUUAUAAAUAGCCUGCUCAGCAGCCCCCACGACCUAGGUCCUCCGGCUGGAAUCCGGUGCAGCGCUCUUAAUUUAAAAUGGAAAUCAAGGUGUUUUUUUUGCCAUACCUGAAUUCCAUAAUUUUAAGAUUAAAGCAAAUAUUGCACCGACCUACAAUUCCCCCAGUUCUGAAGCAAAUUGCCGGAGUAAGAUAUUCUUACCUUUAAAUAUAAAUUUCGUUUUUAGGGUGAAGUUGGAGCAGCUGGAGCAGGUGGUGCAACUGGGGCUGGUGGAAGGAGGGUAAUAAUUUAUUUAAAUCAAUGACUGUCAUUUUCUGAAACAAUUACAUGUCUAUAUUGUGCAUAUACUUGACAGCAUGGAAUCGUAAUGUAAUUUGCAAAAAAUAGGAAUAUAUUGAUCUUACUAUAUUUUCAAUUUAUCAUAAAGUUUUUAAUUAAUUAAUUAAAAUAUUAUUUUAUGAUAAUUUUCAUUUUUAGACUAAUUAAAAUCUCCCUCUGCAUGUUCAUACCUAAUUAUCAUAUUUGGAAAAUUUGAAACCUUUCCGUACAUGCAUUAGUUUCCAAGAACAUUUUCGUGCUUUCUUGGGGGCCCCCCUUUCUUCAAAAUUUCCAUACUAUGGAAGUGUGCAAAACUUUGGUAGUUGAAUUUCCACAGUAUGAAAUUGUUUCAAAUUUUCCAGUGUAUUGUUAGUCAUUUCUCAAGAAUAUACAAGAAGUUUAAUAUUUACUUACUUUAUUAAUGUUUCAACUCUCUACAAUAUAAGAAAUAACAUUAACAGCCUGAAGAAGAGCACUAUUAACUAUUCGAAAUGUUGUUUUAAUAAGUUAAUAUUAACUUGAAAAUAUUCUAUUUGAGAGCUAUGUUGCCGUGUAUUUACAUCUAAUGUAUUGUGUAUUUAACUCACGAUUACACAUUUGACUCUGUAUGAUUUCAGGGUAUCCCAGGAGCAAAGGGAAUUCCUGGUAGAGAAGGUAAUCAAGGUCCAUUUGGUCAAGCUGGACUUGCUGGUCCCCCCGGAGGAAUGGUAUAUAAUAUAUAUAUAAUAUGCAGUAUAUAUAUCUUAAUUAUCUACAUCAGAAGCUGCAUGAUUGUAUAAAAGAGUAGUUAUACUGUAGUUAACUACAUUUAAUUCGAAAUUCAGCAAUUUGCGUGGGAAUUGUGGUUAGUUAAAAAGUGGUUAAGAGUUCACACAACAGGCUUUAGGAGGUUCAGUUGCAUGACUCAGUUGUUACCUUGGUUUUCUAGUCUGUGACUUGGUUUGUUUGCUUGCAUGCUUGCUUGUUUGUUUGUUCGCCGUUUGUUCGUUUGUUCGUUUGUUCGCUUGUUUGUUUGUUUGUUUGUUUGUUUGUUUGUUUGCUUGUUUGUUUAUUUGCUUGUUUGUUUGCUUGUUCGUCUAUCACAACGCAAAAUGUAUCAAACAGUUGAAAACGAAAGUUAUUUUAUUUUCAGAUUCUUUCUUUUGCCGCUGGAUAUCUCGAUGAAGGAAGGGAAGCUGGAAGUCAAGCAAAAGGACCCACGGAAAGAGUUGUUAUCAAUCUUGGCGUACGAAAUUCAUAUAUAUUUAUUGUCCCUUUUUAGGGGACACUAUAACAAAUACGUUUUUGUACUAAGAAGUGUUUUUGUACAUCAACUUGUCGUCACGAAACGAAUUUCAUUCUAAGUUUGACGAUAAAUAAAGGAAACAUUCCUUAUGACGAGUUGUUUGACUUGAAUUUAGAACAGUCAUCAAAUAUGCAAAUAUACUCAACUUAAUACUGAGAUAACUAGUUGCCAUUUAGAGUAGAUAAAGACUUUAAAUAGUGACCUUACUUCACCUUAGGACUCACCUGACCACACCGACACCAUAGGACCUUACGUUAUGUCACCUUACCACACCUCACCUUACUUAUUUUAUUUAUUAGUUCCGUCAUAUUACAAUACACAAUACUAUAACAAGAACAAAAAUAAUUUACAUGACUAUAGGCAGGAUGACCGCAACAGCGUGAGCCAAUUACUGCGGGCCCGAAUUAGGACAUACAAACAUAAAAAGAAACUAAUAAAACCUACACCUCUUUCAACCUCUUUCUUUCAUUAUUGCAGUAAUAAAUUUACGUGGUGUUUCCACAAACAAUUAUAUUUUAUCGCCAUGCAAACAUUCAAAGAACUUAUAAAAAAAAAACUAUUUGAAUAAAACUAUAACUAAUAGCAGCACUCACCUCACCUCACCUCACUUCACCUCACCUCACCUUACCUUACCUUACCUUACUUUGCCUUACCUUAUUCUGUUGCAGCAAGCAAAUGUUGGACCUCGUGGAUCAAGAGGAAAGACUGGUCAAAGAGUAAGUUAUUUUGAAAACAUGUACAGGUGAUAUCACUUAAAAUACCAACCAUGCUUCAUAUUUUAAUAUUAAUAAAUUGUCAUUCAGGGUCCCAACGGUAAGUCAGGAUCACAAGGAUCACCUGGAGCGGUAGCUGCACGGGUACGCCCACUUUUAUAUUUUUAUUAUUUACCAAAAGUUGAUAUUACAAAAGAACGCUAGGUUACAAGGUCAUAAUAAAGAAAUACUAAUAUUGCUCAUUUUGAUCAAAUAAUUGAUCAUUUUGCUAUCGUAUAGCAAAUAAUGCAUUGUCAAAUAGAUGUGACGUUCUUAGAUUUUGUUCGGCGCGUAUGAGGUCAAUCCUUUCCGGGAGGGGCACACUCGAAAGAUGUCCGAAUUUUUAUGGAAGCUCGUAACCUGAAUUUAACAACUAUUGUAUAAUGAAUUUGCCCGAAUUCUCUUCAUGCUCGAAUUUCCUUGGUCUUCUAGAUAUCUGAGAGGGCAAUUGCCCCACCUCUUCUGUCGCGUAAGCUUAGGCAAACAUAUUGAAAGUUGAAAACUUGGAAAAUUAUGUUUGCGAGGCGAAAAUCGCACUUAUAAUUGCAAAACAAAAUGUGUUUCCAGUUUUGGAAAACAAAAAAUAGAGUUUUUAAGGGUGAGCAAACAAGUGUAAUAUGUAGUCCCGCAACCAUGUUUCCUAGUUUGCCUCGUGCAUAGCAAAAUUUUUCCGUGUGUUACAUUUUGUUGAUUUGGUAACAAAAUGUAAUCAAACGAAAUGAAAGUUCCAUCAAUUUUCCAUGCUCAACAUAUAUAUGUAUGGAAAAGAUUUUACUUGUUGGUAUGUUUUGCAAAAAGGUGAUUAGUUAAAAAAAUUAUUUGCAGGGUCCCCAUGGCCGUAUGGGUAAACCAGGAAUGGUGGGUCCUGAUGGAAAAGAGGUAAGUGCAUUUGAAAUAUAUGAAAUUACAUAUCACACGUGAAAUAUAUCUCGCAUUUCGGUAAUUAUACACGAUUGGAUGCAGGCUUGUACUUACUCAUCUAUGCCAUCAUGGAAUAAAGGGAUACAAAAUAUCAAUACAGAAAAUGGCGUUAUCAUGCAGUCAUUUACAAGGCAACUAGUAAUAUAAAAUGUUAGUAUAAUUGUUAUCUUCCCUUUAUCACGAAUAUGAACAAAUUUUUUUUCAAUUUUUUUUAUUCUAUAAACUUUGCCGAUGAAACAGUAUACAUAACAUAACAUAACAUAACAUAACAUAACAUAACAGGACAAAAACAAACGUACAUAAUGAAAUACAGUACAUACAUGACCACGACUGGGUGACCGCAACAGCGAAUAGCCAAUUCUGCGGACCGUUUUAAUUAAUUACUUUCGAAAAACACUUCAUGCCCGCACUACGUUAAUAUCAGUGAAUACAACCAAAAAGUCAUUAUCAUUCUAGUCUGUUCUGAGCUAAUUAUUUUAUUUAUAGGGAUCAAGCGGAAGUGAUGGUUAUCCUGGUCGACGAGGUAGCAGAGGAUUACCAGUAAGCAUUUUUAAAUUAAUACAUCUGUAUAUAUACCUGGCCAAAUUUGUUGACAACAUUAUGUUAGUAUGGGUAGUUUGGGGUCUUCCAACAAUUCUUCCAAGUUUUAAAACCACUUUAAAAAUGGCUUGCGUACAAUGGUAGGUUUGAAACACAAUUUUAGAAGGUGUUUUAUGAACUACUGUGUAAGUAUCAGACAAUUUGAUGUACAUUAAUUUCAACGCGCGACCUCUAAAACUUGGAGUUUAAUUUUUACCAUAGUAGAUUUUCACGCAUAAUUUUUAAACUUUUUGUAAAGUUGGUAAGAAAUCAAUCAUGCAUGCAUAACAUCAGUCAUGCGUGUGGUGAAUGAUCUGAUAUCUUUAUUUCGCAGGGACAACGAGGUGAUCGAGGCGAAACUGGAAUACAAGGGUAUCUUGGUCAUAUGGUAUUGUGUUCAAUUGUUUAGUAUCUAAAAUUGCACAUGUUUUACUUCUCUGAUUUAAGAUGGUCUGAAUGGACAUUUGCCAGCACUUUUGACAAUGGAAAAAUAUCUUAACUCAGGGCUGACAAAUAAUGAUUUACAAUUUCGAACUGAUACAUUACAAAACAUAUAACUGAAAAUCGGCAAGAUUACAGCUGGCAAUCUGGAAGGAAUAUUAGGCACUUGUUAAUUAAAGACCAAAUAGAUGACUGCAAUUCCAGAUUGUGUUUUAAGGUUAUGAACGCGCGUAUGCAAUUUGUUUGGGGAUUAUAUUAUAUUUUAUUUACUUAAAAUUAAGUUGGCAAUAUACCUGCAUGCAUGGUUCAAUUUAUACACAUUUGCUUUUAUUCUAGAAAUCUUAUAUAAUCUUAACAUUAAUUACUUCUCUUCUAGGGUUGGAGUGGCCGAGUGGGGAAAACGGGCAAACAGGGCGAAGUUGGAGACAAGGUAAAUAUACUUUCUAGGAGUACAGUCUUGAAUUUUAUUUGUUUUGAACUUACUGAUAGCGCUGUGCAUGCAAUUUGAAUAGGGGCAUUCAUCUAUCAGCAACAAUUGGGCUUUUAUUUUAUUAUGUUUUGCUCGAUGUACUGCAUGCAUGUAUAUAUGUGCAAAACAAUAUUAAAAUUACCCACAAGCCGAAUGACCAAUUACGGACAGAAAUUACGGACAUGGUUUAUUCUACUUUCUUCGUUCCUACGGCUAUAGCUGAUCUCUUUGUAAAACGUUUUUGUGGGUAUAAUUUAAGAGAAAGAAAGUGUUUGUCUUUACCGAAAGCAAGGACAGAAAUAAUGAAAAAGUCUAUUAGCUAUAAAGGACCAAUUUUAUGGAACAAUUUGAACAAUGAGACAAGAGAAAUAGAAAGUUGCAAACAAUUUUCAUAUUGUAUAACUAGUUUAGAAUUACGCGAUUCAAUGUUUAAAUAGAACUUUAUUAGUAUAAUCUAACUAUAGAGUAUAGAUAGAUAAUUAUGUAACCCACGACCCUAUCAGCUCUGUCUGUAUUUAAUUAUCGUGGUUAAAUAAAUGCUUUAACUAACUAACUAACUAAAAAAUUUGUGUAACACUUUGAAAUAAGACUUCAACAAUAAACAGUGAAUUAUACAGGGUGUAUCAAAAUAAACGCGAUUCAUCUUUUGUGCUUAAUAACUUUCGAAAUACUAUUUCUAGUUAAACGCUUUUAGGCUUACUUCAAAGCCUGUUCUUUUCUCUUUCAAACAAACUAUUAUCCUUGUUUCCAAUGCUAGUAAUAAUUGCACAAGUAAAGACUUAGUAAAACCUAUCAUUUUUAGUUGCUGUUUAAUUAUGCAAGUUUACUAUGUUAUUGUUUAGUCGGUUUAAAUGUUAGAAUUUUCUUCUUUAAACUUUAAUGUUGUCGUCACUACAUCUGGAAAACCACGUAAGAACAAAUUAAAAGUAUUUUAAAAGAGACCAGGUUGUUUGAAAAUCCUAAACGAAUGCUAAAAUCGUCAAAACAUUCUGGUGUCUGAGCCAGAGUGUCAUCGAAUUGCGAUGUAAUGUAAACAGAAAUUAUAGCAAGUUGAUGUCAGUCAGCUUAGAUGGUCCAAGCCAAAAUUAUAUCGCAUUUGAAGUUUCAAACUGAGUUAAAAAUAGUGGAAGAAAAGCCGUAAUUAUACUUAUUGUUACAAUCCAUUUAAUAAAAUGCAUUAUUUUUUGUUUUAAUGAAAAAAUCAGUUAUUUUCAUGAGAACGUUUACUAGUAUUCCAUCUCAAUUUUUUUAAUCUCCAAUCGCAAUAACGUAAAGUAUUAUUACCCGCGAACCAUGGAGUCAAAUUUAAGAAACAACCCACUGUUAGAAAGCUGAAUGGCUACGCUUUAAAAUGAAUGCAAACUUUAACGUUUUCAUCUAUUAUUUGUUUAGCAAUUUACAUUUCAGUCGAGGAUUGCGCUUUUUUUGAUACACCCUGUAUAUAACGUGACGUUGUUAAUCGCAAAAUCUGAGAAUAAAGUAGGUCGUUUGCAACUUGCCUCAAUCGCUGGCUGCAAAACAAAGUCUAUAUAUCGAAGAAUUAUAUUCAGUAUAAUGUUUGCCUGAUUUCAGUUACUCCCUCUUCUGCAUUUUCAAUAGUUGUACAGCUGAGGUUAUGGUUUUUCGACAUUUCUCUAAUUAACUGUAUGCUAAAAAUACAUGCAUGCAGAAACCCUCGCCUUGCUGAUAAAACCAUUAUAUUUUCCGAACUUGAAGUAUUUAAAUUAGUUGUCAUGAUAACACGAUAAUUUUAUUAAGAACAGGGGCGUAGGAACCGGGAGGGGGGGCACGAGGGGCACGUGCCCCCCAAAUUUUUUCAAAGGACUAAAAGUGCCCUUUUUUGUAAUGAAAAGUGCCCUUUUUUGUGAUGAAAAGCGCCCUUUUUGUACAAGCUAAUGUCGCUGUAAAUACUAAAUUAACAUCAAAGGUGCCCUUUUUGUUUGGAAAUUUCCACGUUUUUUAAAAAAAAAAUGCUCAAAAACGCGCAAUUUCGGUAUGGUACGACGGGAAAAAUCCCCCCCCCCCCGCCGUCGCCAACAUCUCCGGGAAAAAUUUUUUAGGUGCCUUUUCAAUACCCUAAAGUGCCCCUAGAAGCCGGUGGCCCCCCAUCUUUUGAUGCUUCCUACGCCCCUGAUUAAGAAUAUUUUUAAAAUUGAAAAAUUCCCCUACAAAUUAUCACUUUUAAUUACAAAAUUAUCAAUUUCCCAAAUAGGUCUAUGUAUAUUACAGUAGGUAUGUUAGAAUUAUACGUUACUUAGCUAUUAUACGUAAUAAAUGAAUUUAAUGUAGGAUUCGACCACAAACGCUUCGCAAAACGUUUUAAAAUGUUCUUAAAACUAAACUCCGAGUUUGAAAUAAUAUGAUUUCAAAUUCUCGCAUGCAAAUAACUUUGCUUUCCUCUUUAAUUAAAUACUUUAAUAAAAUAAAAAAGGGUAGUCAAUAAAUCAUAGGCAGCUCAGAAUAUAUAUAUAUGUAUUCAUUUAAAAAUGCGUUAAAACUUGAAAACACUUAAAAACGCGCAUAAAGUUCGCCUGACUUUGCUAUCUAGCGAUAAUAUUGUGUAGCUCAUUAUUGCCAGACUCACAUUGUUACGUUGUAUUAUUAUAUGAUAACUUCUUACUAUACUCGAUAGCAAAUCUUUCGGGGUUUUUAUUUCUCAAAAAGCUUUUGAAAUUUCCAAAAUCUUGCAGAAAUAAAAUUGUUAUUUCCGCUGUCGUCAUGUAGUUGUUAUAAUGCAAAUUUUAAAUUUGACUAAUCAGUGUUCGCUAUUCGUGACAGUCCGCUAUAUUGUGAGAUCAGUGAGGAUGACCAUCCACUCACGGUAACCCAUACCCAGGCGGUGAUCGCACUACGACCGCAAUGCAUUAUUUUGGAUAUUUUCUUCAAGAUGGCGGAUUUCGAGCACGAUGAAAGGUAUGUUGGCGCUCUAUUUUCUGCCACGUUUUAAAGUUUAAACUUUUUGUUUUUUCUUAAAAAGGAAGUUGCAUGUAAUAUUGUUAUGCUGUGUUACUUUUCAAAUCGAUAAUUUUUGGAAUUCGAUAAAAAAUAUCAUUUGAUUGUAAGCUCGUGUAUUUUUCCCAAAUACACUGGUCUGUUUACUUUUUCAUGUCACAGGUUAACCGUUCACACAUCACAUUUAAAAUUGCAAUUGGCAUAAUCUAUGAUCAUUAUUUGUGACCCAUAGACCUUGGCGCCCCUCGAUAUUGUAUCUUUUUGGGGCUUUUAAAUCAUGAUAUUUCCUUUGCUAAUUUCAGGUCUUCUUGUCCAGAGUUCAUGUUCUCCCGCUAUUUUGGGGAAGCGUUCGUGCAUCCCAGAGUCCCAUACGCCAGGCAAACAAAAAACAAAGCGGCAAAGAAAUAAUAAACGCAAAAGAGAAGCAAAAAACAUUUUCAAAUGGAAAAAAUAAUGUGUGUCAAAAUGAGCAAGACCAAUGGCAGACUAUUGGGCAACCGAAGAACAGACUUUAAUAAUGGGACUGUUUCAUAUUUAACAGGAUCAAUGACUGUCUGGUGGUGAAAAACCAUUUGUGCUUGUUGGAACUGUUUCUUGUAUUAUAGUCAGUUGGAGCAACUGGCAAUGACUCAGUAAACUUUUCUUUGGUUAAUUUUAGAUGUGUUAAAAUUUUUGCCAUUUCCACCAAGUUACCCAUACCAUUUGUUUGUAGCUUUAAAUAGCACCUGAAACAUGACAUGCAUACUGUAGUCCACAUUGCUGCAGAAUGCCUUACGUACUACGGAUGUAAAUAUAACACAGAUACAUGUACAGGCAUAAUACAGAUAGUGUCUCACACAAAUAGUGUACAGCAUUAUACCCAGGCAUUCACCAAGUCAAUGUUGAAAAUAAUAGUUCUGUGUAAAUUUUACCCCACCCAGGCCAUCCCAUUAAAAGCAGGACACCCAUGUCAAUAGUUGCACACAGUGUAUUAAUUAUGUAAUUACAAUAAAUUUGUUAUUCAUAUAUUUUAUAACACUUCAUUGAACAAUGUUUUACUAAGUUUAUACAUGACCACCAUCAUCAUUGAAAUGCAAACAAAAACAUCCCAUUUUAAUUAUUGUUAUACAUGCUGUACCUUUUCACACUGAUUUAGAGCAUUUGCACAUGACGUCACAGCCACCAUGUUGGUGUUCCAACAUUUUAAUUAGACUCUUGUCUGGAACACCAACAUGGCCGCCAUGGCUUUUGUUGAGUUGGCCCGUGGGGAAUGAGUGCAAACGCUCUAUACAACAAGGUCUGAAUCUUCAGACACUGCAAAACCGCAGCCUCAAAUCAAAGCGCCUGGGGACGAGGAACCCUGGCAAAACCAGCAUAUCCAUUAUUCACAAUAAAUGCAAUUUGUACAUCUGCUUCAUAUGGCGCCAUUAUAUGCUGAAUUGAAUAUCUUUUUCACAGCAAAGCUGAAAGGUGGAUAAUAACAAAUUGUUAAUUACUGCACACAACUAGUUUCCAAUUUACUCUCUAUAAUUUUUUAUGCAUUUGUACAUAAAAGGGGUGUCAUUUAAAAACAGGAAUUUGAAUUUUGCAAAACAAGUUGAUCAAACGUCUGAUUAGCAAGGCAUUGGCAUGGAUUAUAAAUUGUUGUGACAUUCCCGUGCACCAAUAAAAUGUAAAUUCUGGGGAGGGGUAUAGGCAAGGUGUAAGGAUAAAAAAUUUUUGGGUAAAUUCUAGUGAGUGGAAGGCUAGAACAAAGUUCUUGAAAACUAGAUAUUAUGUGGUUCAAUUUAAACCACAUCAUUUUUCUUACUCCAUAUAUUGUUAUGCAAGGUGUUUUUCUGCCAGCUGCAAAUUGCCAUUGCAAUGAUUUUUUAUUACUUAGGCGCUACUGUAUUUAUAUGAUCUUGGAUACUAGACACACCCAAUCCCCACCCGAGACAACUUUACUGCACAUUUAAUCUCUUCCUAUGAGAAUGGCUCUAAGUACGAGAUUGUGACUCCAUGGAAGCCGAGACAAACAUGUAAACACAUGGACAAACGUUGUCCCUCCUACAAGGGUAACCCUGUUUUGUAAACAGGGUGUCCCUACUGCCAGGGUGACCCUACCAGCCCAGACGAGUUGAAAACUUUCCAUAUAAACACUUGCAUUUAAAUGUUAUAUAAUGAAUAUAAUUUUGCCUCUCCCAGGGUAGCUCGGAGGGUAGAGAGUGUCUCUAUUACCCGAGAUCAUAUAAACAGCACCUCAGUUACAUUAUUAUCCCCUACCCCUCAACAUCUCUAUUCAAUGGUGCAUAAUAUUUACAAUAUUUGUGAUCAUACCAAAAAUUGAAUUGGCAUGGCAUACAAGUUAUGUGAAGAUUAUGAUUUUCAUCCCAUAGUUUUUAGGUAAGAUUGUGUAGUCAAACUAUAGAAAUUGUGACCGAUGAUGGCAUUGGAAGUACUAAAAUGAUGGGCAAAUUCUAUUAAAGCAUAACUAAAAUUACAUGGAAUUUUACAGUAGCUUGCAUAUUGUAUAUGUAUUAAAUAAUAUAAUAUUGCAGAAAAGUUUCCGUGUCUAUGCAUACUUUUACCGUAUGUCCACAACCCUGAAACAUUUGCAUAAUUAUAAUAACAAUACAGUCAUAUAAAGAACAAUAAAGUAAAUAGAAUAUACAUAAGUUUAGCGAUUGAAACACUGCACAAACCAAUAAGUAAACAUAUAAAUAAAUUAAAACAAACAUACUUGCGAUCAUCGCCAAACCUUUGAAACUCACAGCCAACGCUUCGUGCAGUCAGCAGGAUGCAUCGACUGCACAAACUUUUCCAGAAGUUCUUUGACAUGUACUGCCACUGUGAUUCUUUCAAGAAGGGCAAUAGACAAUUUUAUAUACCCAUCGCUCGGCCGUGCACAGUGUUUUCACCUCGAACGUCAGAACGCUAAUGAGUGAAUUUUUAUUUUACUCAUGAUGCAUUGCGGUCGUAGUGCGAUCACCGCCUGACCCAUACCCAUGCGCCCAAAAUUAUUGAUGAACUUUAGACUUCGCUAAUGCUUUCCUUUCCCCGAGGGUAAAUUCAGUGCUGUGCGGAAUUUAGGGAAUUAGUACCCUCGCCCCGGGCGGAACGGCGCCGUUGACUCGGGGAUAAGAAUACUGCACUACUGCCUCUGGGAACAAACGAAAAUGCAGAAUAGGCAGUAACUUGCCCCAAGCAAACAUUACACUAAAUAUUUCUACAAAUUUUGUUCUGCAACUAGCAAUUGAGGCAAAUUGCAAACGGCCUCCUAUAUUCCCUGAUUUUUCGAUUUACAACAUCGCGUAAUAUAAUUUACUGUUUACUGCAAAAGCCAUAUUUCAACGGUAUAUGCCAGGGACGUCGGAGCGGCUUUAAAAGUGGGUGGGGGGGGCACACAUUUUGGGGAUUCGGGUGAUGCCCCCCGGAAAAAAAUUGAAACUGGAGUCUCUGAAAUGGCAUUUCCUGCACUUUAGAAGGAGAUUUACAGAGUUCCAAAGAUAACAAAAUGUCAUAAAAUAUCUCAAAUUUUUUUCUCUACACUGAAAUAAUAACUCGUAACUGAAAUAAUAUCGAUUAACUUUGUGGUUUAUUAUUGAUCAUUGUUAAAAAGUGGGGGGGGGGGGCAGACAUUUAGGCCCCCCAACUAAAAAAGUGGGGGCUCCACCCCCGCUUCCGACGCCCCUGGUUUAUGCAAAUUACUAAGGAUUCCGAAGUAGAAUAAUCAUACCGUGAUUUCUGGCCACGAUGAUACUGUACUUAUUCAGUCACUAAAGCCAUCGCUUUUAAUCAUUUAAUGAGGACGGUGAAUAAAAUAAAACGGCGAAUAAAAUAAACCCUAAAAAAGUAACUUUUUACCCUGAGCGAAGAGCACUAACCGUUUCACCUGAGUUGUUCCUGCAGAGGUCCAGUAUAAUAUAACGGCCAUUGUUUAGAAGUCCACAGUGUCAGAGCUACUGGUAAUGAAAUCUGCAUGUGUGCCCAAGGACAAUUGGCAGAGGCACCAUUCUCACAUGCGAUAUAAACACUGUGCCACAUGUUGUAAAAAAGGAACGUGUGCUGAUGACCCGAAAUAUAUAUCGUAUUGGCUAAUAUAUGGAGCAGUAGCACACGAAUCUGUUACAUUUUAGGGUGUAAAUGGUAAUGUUGGCAAACGUGGAACACAAGGUACUAAGG
Molecule: messenger RNA, 14714 nt
Organism: Paramuricea clavata
Lineage: Eukaryota; Metazoa; Cnidaria; Anthozoa; Malacalcyonacea; Plexauridae
Source: the annotation of a GenBank genome assembly